AUGGCCGAAUGUGUCCUCCGUCUCCUGGCCACCUACUUGGAGGAACUCGAGGCUCUGGACCUGAAGAAGUUCAAGCUAUACUUGGGGACUUCAGCAGAGGUGGGGAAAGACAAGAUCCCGUGGGGACGGAUGGAGAAAGCGGGGCCCCUGGAAAUGGCCCAGCUCCUUGUGGCCCAUCAUGGGUCCAGAGAGGCCUGGCAGCUGGCUCUGAGCAUCUUUAACUGGAUCAACCGAAAGGACCUGUGGGAAAAAGGACAGAAAGAAGAUCUGGUGAGGGAUCCUGCGGAAGCCUACCGUGACAACAUCCGGAGGAAAUUCCGGCUCAUGGAAGACCGCAACGCACGCCUGGGAGAGUGUGUCAACCUCAGCCAUCGGUACACUCGGCUCCUCCUGGUGAAGGAACACUCAAACUCCACAUGGGCCAAGCAGAAACUUUUGGCCACGGGCCAGGGCCACACCAGAACCGUGGACCACCUGGCCAGUCCCAUCCAGAUAGAGACCCUCUUUGAACCAGACGAGGAGAGACCUGAGCCCCCUCAUACUGUGGUCCUGCAAGGGGCAGCAGGGAUGGGCAAGUCCAUACUAGCUCACAAGGUCAUGCUAGACUGGGCUGAUGGGACGCUGUUUCAGGGCAGGUUUGAUUUCCUCUUCUACAUCAACUGCAGGGAGAUGAAUCAAAAGGCUGAGCGAAGCUUGCACGACCUUAUCUCCAGCUGCUGGCCGGAGCAGAGCGUACCUCUUCUGGAACUUGUCCGAGUUCCUGAGCGCCUCCUUUUCAUCAUCGAUGGCUUUGAUGAGCUCAAGCCUUCUUUCCAUCAUCCUCAGGGCCCCUGGUGCUUCCCCUGGCAGGAGAAACAGCCCACGGAACUCCUCCUGACCAGCCUUAUCAGAAAGAAGCUACUGCCUGAGUCCUCUCUGCUCAUCACCACCCGACCCACAGCUUUGGAGAAGCUCCAUCGUCUGCUUGAACAUCCGCGGCAUGUGGAGAUCCUGGGCUUCUCCGAGGCAGAGAGGAAGGAGUACUUCUACAAGUAUUUCCAUAGCAUGGAACAAGCCAACCAAGUCUUGAACUUUGUGAGAGACAAUGAGCCCCUCUUCACCAUGUGCUUUGUCCCCAUGGUGUGUUGGGUAGUUUGCACCUGCCUCAAGCAGCAGCUAGAGGAUGGAGGCCUUGUAAGACAGACCUCCAGGACCACUACAGCUCUGUACACACUCUACCUUCUGAGUCUGAUGCAACCCAAGCCAGGGACCCCGACCCACCAAGCCCCACCCCACCAGAAAGGACUGUGCUCUUUGGCAGCUGAUGGUCUCUGGAGCCAGAAGGUCCUGUUUGAGAAACAAGAUCUCCAGAAACACGGACUGGAUGGGAUGGAUGUCUCUGCCUUUCUCAACAUGAACAUCUUCCAGAAGGACAUCAACUACGAGAAGUUCUACAGCUUCAUCCACCUGAGUUUCCAGGAAUUCUUUGCUGCCAUGUAUUAUAUCCUGGACAGUGAAGACAGCGUGUUGGGGCCAGAGCAGGAUGUGAGUACCCUGUUGGUUGAGUACGGGUCAUCAGACAGGAGCUUCUUGGCACCCACUGUCCGCUUCAUCUUUGGACUCUUGAAUGAAGAAACAAGAAGCUACUUUGAGAAGAAUCUUUGUUGGAAGGUCUCGCCUCAAGUCAAGAUGGAACUCUUGAAGUGGAUUCACAGCAAAGCUCAGAGUGAGGGGUCCACGCUGCAGCAAGGCUCUCUGGAGCUCUUAAGCUGUCUGUAUGAGAUCCAAGAGGAGACAUUUAUCCAACAGGCCCUGAGCCCCUUCCAGAUGGUCGUGGUCAGUAAAAUCACCACCAAGAUGGAGCAUAUUGUCUCAUCAUUUUGCAUGAAGAGCUGCAAGAGUGUCCUGGUGGUGCACUUGUAUGGGGUAUCCUUCAGUGAAGACGAAGACGAUGGAGUGAGAGGGACCUCAGGGUUCCAGCCACCACUGGCACAGUUGCUGAAGAGAUGUAGAGUAUCCAGCUCAGGCUGCCAGGACCUGGCCGCGGCCCUGAUGGUCAACAGGAACCUCGUCAGGAUGGACCUCAGCUGCAACCAGCUUGGGCUGGCCGGCGUGAAGCUGCUCUGUGAGGGGCUCCGGCACCCUACAUGCAGGCUGCAGAUGAUCCAGGCAGAGAGGAACAUCCUACCCAACGCCUACAGUGAACAUCUGGCUGCCGCUCUGUGCACCAACCCUAAUCUGGUAGAGCUGGUUUUGUGCCGAAAUGCUCUGGGAAGCCAGGGGGUGAAGAUGCUGUGCCAAGGACUCAGACACCCCAACUGCAAACUUCAGAAUUUGAGGUUGCGCAAGUGUCACCUGGAGGCUGGUGCUUGUCAGGAGAUGGCAUCUGUACUCAGCACCAACCAGCACCUGCUGGAGUUAGACCUGACGGGCAACGCACUGGAGGACUUGGGGCUGAGGCUGUUGUGCCCAGGGUUGAAGCACCCAGCGUGCCGUCUACAGACGUUGUGGUUGAAGAUCUGUCACCUCACCGCUGUGGGCUGUGAAGACCUGGCCUCUGCCCUCAGCAGGAACCAGAGCCUGAGAGAGCUGGACCUCAGUUUGAACGACUUGGGGGAUCCUGGGGUGCUGCUGCUGUGUAAGGGUCUCAGCCACCCCACCUGCAAACUUCAGACCCUCCGGUUGGGCAUUUGCCGGCUGGGCUCUGCAGCCUGUGAAGGCCUCUCCACCCUGCUCCAGACCAACCACCACCUCCGGGAGCUGGACCUGAGCUUCAAUGACUUGGGGGACCCGGGCAUGGGGCUGCUGUGCGAGGGUCUGCGACACCCCACCUGCCGGCUCCAGAAACUCUGGUUGUUUGGAAUGGAUCUGAACAAGGCGACCCACAGAGAGCUGGCUGCGCUCCGCGUGAAACAGCCCAACUUGGACAUCGGCUGCUGA
Elephantulus edwardii (Cape elephant shrew) is the source of this 2919-nucleotide messenger RNA. It is a transcript of the gene NLRP12, whose product is annotated as NLR family, pyrin domain containing 12. Gene Ontology annotation, biological process: cellular response to cytokine stimulus; negative regulation of inflammatory response; negative regulation of canonical NF-kappaB signal transduction. Gene Ontology annotation, molecular function: protein binding. NCBI's taxonomy places the organism in Eukaryota, Metazoa, Chordata, Mammalia, Macroscelidea, Macroscelididae. The record is from RefSeq and is a predicted model, not a curated record. The transcript is spliced from 8 exons. The coding region runs from base 1 to 2919 and encodes 972 amino acids. Gene Ontology annotation, cellular component: cytoplasm.